This is a messenger RNA of Cylicocyclus nassatus, 2568 nucleotides long. The record is from the annotation of a GenBank genome assembly. Lineage: Eukaryota; Metazoa; Nematoda; Chromadorea; Rhabditida; Strongylidae.
AUGGCUUCAACGACUCCUAACUUCUCUUCCAUCGCUCGCCGUCUACUCUUGAGCAGAGAGAACUUAAGGGAUGAUACUCCCACACACUCGAGAAGCGAUGAGGUUACUCAAAGGACAUCUUCGGAAGAUCUCCCUACUACUUCAAACCCGGUCACCGACUUGGAGAGCACCAUCAGAGGUCUCACAUUUGAGAUGUUCUCAACGCCAUUGGAAGAAGGCUACUCUCCAGUUCGCCCACUUCGUUCCAGUAACACUGAAUACAAAGGCCGAGCUUCAUUGGAUGCUAAGAGCAAAGCAAUAGUGGGCAACGUUGAAGUAUUCUUUGAAGAGCUGAAGCGCCGCUUAGGAAAGGCAGCUAAAGGGACCAUCUUUGACUUUCCUGCAAAGCUGACGAGCAUCGCAUGCGGAAUCGGUCAUCGCACAGUUGAACGCCUCAGAGCUGAGACCGAUCUAAGUAGAAAGGCCAUACCCCGCACCAUCGCGCCUGUUGCAAUGAACCCGAAACAACGAACGAUUGAGGCUCUUGAAGUACACGGGGACGAAUGGGGAGACAUCGUAAGGCAAUUCAUGCAUCAGAAGUUUAGGCAAGAAAAGCAUGUGACCGUGGCAGAGAUUCUGGAUGAGCUGAAACAACUCCAUCCCUCUUUUGACUUAACAGAGACAGCCUUCUAUUACCUGCUGAAAGGGCUAGGAUUCGCAUACAGAAGAAAUGCCGGCCAGAGGUACAUAUUUGAACGUCCAGACCUCGUCAGCAGAAGAUCCACCUACCUCGAUGCUAUUGCACAGGCCAGGAGCAGCAACUGCUGCAUUGUGUAUCUGGAUGAAACCUGGAUAUACGAUUGUAUGUCAAAGGCUAAGGGAUGGGUCGACACCAACAUACCGCGCUUCGCCCCAGAAUCGGUGUUCCAGCAUUUUUCCCACGGAAAAACUGCCACCAAAGACAAAGGAAAGAGGGCGAUUGUCAUCAGCGCCAUGACUGAGGUUGGAAUAGUACCCGGCUGCACUAAAAUCAUCAUCAGUGGCCGCGAUGCAGUCGGGGACUAUCAUCAGGAUAUGGACCAUGAAGUCUUUGAGAACUGGAUGCGGGAAUCACUGCCCAAAAUGCAGACUGUUGCUGGUGGCCGUCGUUUGUGCUUAGUGAUGGAUAACGCGGCCUAUCACUCCCGACAAUUAGAAAAGAUACCCACCAGGUCCUCCACAAAGGCGGUCAUAGAAGAAUACCUGCGAUCACAGCACAUUACGGUGCCACCAAAUCUCACGAAGCAAGAUCUUGUAGCAGAACUCGAGAGAUUUAUCUCCAGUCGGGGCGGUCGAUACGCUUUACGCAAAUAUGCUGCCGAGAGUAUUUGUGCCGAGGUAGGAGCAGUAGUGGUAAGGCUACCGCCUUUCCACUACUUCUUCAACCCCAUUGAAAUGUGUUGGGGUCGAAUGAAGGACUAUCUCACCAAGAGAUAUUACUACAAAGGAGAGUUGAUAGUGGAUUUGCAGGGUGGUUAUGCUGACAAAGCAUCCGGCAGAAAGUGGACACCCGACACGAGAACAGUUGUAUUCAGUGCUAGUAAAGCAGUCGGUGCCCUAUGCGUAGCUAUGCUAGUCGAUCGUGGAUAUCUAGCUUAUGAAGACAAAAUGGUCCAAUACUGGCCAGAAUUUGGUCAGAACGGCAAGGAAAAUGUGACCAUCGACUGGUUAAUGAGCCAUAGGGCAGGUCUAGCCGCAUUGGAUGAGCCAAUCACCCGAGAAGACGCAAAAGAUCCUAAUAAAAUGGCAUACAUCCUUGCAAAACAGAAGCCAAACUGGGAGCCAGGCACCAAAAGCGGAUACCAUGCCAUCACCUAUGGCUGGAUUGUAGACCAAAUUGUACGCAGAGCAGAUCCACAGGGUAGAUCUGUAGGACAGUUCUUCAAAGAAGAAGUGGCGGAUAAGUACGGUAUCGAUUUCCAUAUUGGUCUCCCAAAAUCCGAAGAACAUACUGUAUCCCGUUUAUCAAUGCCAUCUACAGCACAUCUGUUGAAGGAGAUCAUUCACGACCCUAGAGUUCUUAUUGUUCUUGGCAUUUUCCAUCUCAGAAUGCCUAACUCUAUCGCUAGGAAAGUUCGCGAUAACCCACAGUGGUUCCGAUUAGAACAGGAUGUGAAUACUUUCAAUGAUCCCGAGCUACAUAGCAUGGAACAGGUAGCAGCACUAGGUAUCACAAAAGCACGUGAUCUCGCUCGGCUGUUUUCACUAAUGCUUGAAGGAAAAUUCUUUAGCAAGAAGCUUCUGCAACGCUUCAAAGAUCCUGAGAUCAACUCUGGUCUCGAUGAAAUUGUUAUGACACCACUACCAAAAGGACAUGGAUUCCUUUACGAACGUCACCCAACACCUGGGAAACAAUGGUUGGUAGGACAUCCUGGCUAUGGUGGAAGCACAGUAAUGAUGGAUCUCGAAGACGACGUAGUCAUUGCCUAUGUAACAAAUGGACUAAAGACCGGAAUGGGUGAACUUACGCGGACGUACAGAUAUUUGCGAAAUGCCGUUUUUGAAUGUCUAGAAAAAACAAAGGUGGCGAAAGAAGAGAAUCUCUGCUAA